Messenger RNA from Lachancea lanzarotensis, 984 nucleotides. RefSeq names its product LALA0S08e01112g1_1 (gene TSR3). The coding region runs from base 1 to 984 and encodes 327 amino acids. The record is from RefSeq and is a predicted model, not a curated record. The transcript has a single exon. Gene Ontology annotation, biological process: maturation of SSU-rRNA. Lineage: Eukaryota; Fungi; Ascomycota; Saccharomycetes; Saccharomycetales; Saccharomycetaceae. Gene Ontology annotation, molecular function: rRNA small subunit aminocarboxypropyltransferase activity.
AUGAGCAGAAGCGAAAAGGGCAAAGGGAACUCUAGAUCUGGCGGAAAUGCCAAACCAACCUCUGGCGGCCAUGCGAGCCGCCAUAAACAUGCGGAGUCAAAACACGGCCCCAACCGGGGCGGUAAAAACUUUCCGGUGAAAUUGGCAAUGUGGGACUUUGACCAAUGCGAUCCAAAGCGCUGUAGUGGUAAAAAAUUAGAAAGACUCGGUCUUAUCAAAUCGCUACGGGUUGGUCAGAAAUUCCAAGGUAUCGUGGUUUCUCCGAACGGAAAGGGUGUGGUAUGUCCCAACGACUUACAAACUGUCGAAGAAAACGGCGCUGCAGUAGUAGAGUGUUCGUGGGCUAGACUGGACGAAAUUCCCUUCAACAAAAUUGGUGGCAAGCAUGAGAGACUACUACCGUAUUUGGUAGCGGCCAAUCAGGUCAAUUAUGGCCGUCCGUGGAGACUCAACUGCGUUGAAGCUCUGGCCGCGUGUUUCGCCAUUGUUGGUCGCUUGGACUUGGCCACCGAGCUUCUAUCGCAUUUUUCGUGGGGAUUGGGAUUUCUGGAGCUCAAUAAGGAGCUACUAGAAACUUAUCAAAAAUGCACGGAUUCUGAAUCUGUCAAGGCCGCGGAAAACGCAUGGCUUGAAAAGAUCGAAAGAGAAGCCCAAGAGCGCAAGAAACGUAGCGAGGACGACGAUAUAUGGAUGACGGGCAACGUCAAUAGGGGCAAUGCAGGCGAGAAAUCCGAUACAGAAGACAACAACAGUGACAGUGAAGAGAACCCUACAGAUUCAGAAGCCCUUCACAGCAGCAAGCCUGUCACGUACGACAGUUUAGGAAAUGCAAUCUACGGCGAGGAAGAAGAAGAAGAGGACGAGGAUGAGGAGAGCGACUCUGAUGAUGCACAGGAUCAAUUUCUGAAUCCAUCUGAUAAAAUCAGUAACCCUGAGUUGAUUUCUGACGUACGAGGACGCUUAAAUGAACUUUCUAUAGAGUAG